Molecule: messenger RNA, 6408 nt
Organism: Monopterus albus (swamp eel)
Lineage: Eukaryota; Metazoa; Chordata; Actinopteri; Synbranchiformes; Synbranchidae
Gene: grik5
Product: glutamate receptor, ionotropic, kainate 5
Exons: 22
Coding region: 2450-5653 (1067 amino acids)
Biological process (GO): monoatomic ion transport
Cellular component (GO): membrane
Molecular function (GO): signaling receptor activity; ligand-gated monoatomic ion channel activity
Source: RefSeq, a predicted model, not a curated record
AGCGACAGAGAGGAGCGAGGCAGAGGGGGAGGGUGACUGUAUGAAUGCAGUUUGCCGUCGUGUGUCGCUGAAUCACAGCGAAGUCUACAGGCAGAAUUGGACCUGAAUCAACAAAUGGAUACAGAAAAACUGGAUGUACACUGUAUAUGAGGAGAAAAUAAGGGAGGAUGAAGAGUCUGUCUUUUAUCUCUGCAUCAGUGAGGAAGCCACGGGGAGGGAAAGGAAAAUAACGGACAACUCAUUUCUCUCAUGCACCCUCAGAUACUGAGGAGCUGUGAGCCAGAGUGGACUGUGGGACUUGCUGGGUUUGAAUAUAUGCUCAUGCCGGUUUGUGUGUGAAUGCGAGUGUGAGUGUGUGAGAGCUGAUAAUAGCAGCCCCAUUGGUAUUCAGUGGAAGGAGCUCCAGGAUCUCGCUGCGCCUUUCCCCAGGAUGGGAUCACAGAGCAGGGAUUGUGCUCGCCUGUGGAGAGCCCGCUGAAAUGGAGCUGAAGCCCUGUGGAGAUGGCCACCAAAAGGACAGCAUGGAAGCCAGUGUACACCCUCCAGCAACUAACUUUCCACACCUAACUGCCUCUACCAUCUUCAGCCACCAGCGAGGGCUGGACAAAUCAGUCUGCAAUACCAGGAAGUAAAGAAAAGCAGAGGGUGACAAACCUCAGAGGAGUCAACUUACUACAAACCAAUCAACCUGUUGAGUGUUGAGAAUAUGAUUGAGCUUCUUGGACUUCAUGAGAAAUGAAGUAGGCUGCACUGAUGCUUGAGCAAUGGUAUGGAGCUGUCGGACAUACCCGGAUUUAUCGAUUGGACAUCCUAUUGAGAUUACGACACUUUUGUGCGCACCUCUGAGCUGGACCACUUUUUUAGAUUGGCUUGUUGGCAAAAGCAAGUAAUUGAAAAUCGCCCCUUGAGAGGUUCCCUGUUCUGAUUUGUUGUCUAGGACAAGGGCUUUUUUUGUUUUUUUAAAGAAACUAUUUCAACCCAGUCUCUUUAUCACACAUUUCUCUGUCUUCUUCACCAUCUUUCUUAUACAUUGUGGAGAAAUACAUUGUGAAGCAGUACCAUUCUUCAUCUUCCCUUUGUGACAGAGAGAGAGGAGGGACAGACUGUCCAGAAUAGAUAACAAGCAAAGAGACUGGCACAGAGAAGAGAAGGAGGAAAAAGAACAGAAUAUAGAGGGAAACAGGUAGAAAGGGACAGAAGAGGAGAAGGAAAAAAAAACAGAGAAUUAACUGGGAUUGUUUGAAAUCCUCUUGGAGACUUAGAGUCUCUCUCUAAUUUGUCUGUGCUGUGUUAGAGCUAGUUAGCACAAUGGGCAGGGGAGGGGUCAGGAUUUACACCAGGGGGGGCACUUGAGCAGGAGAGUUGGGUUAUAUCUCCCCUGCACCUGCCUUGUCUGCAUCUUAGUGUUUGGCAGGAUGACAGACUGAAGGAUGGACUGGUGAACAAACAGCUAUAGUGAAUGACAGACAAGCUCUGAGGCUGGAAAGACAGACAGGCAGACAGACACACGUGAAGACAGGUACGCAACCUGUUCCAACCAGCACGACAGACAGCGUGCAAUUCAUUGUCAUUCUAUGCAGUGUGUGGAGAAGACAUAGGGAAGGAAAGAAAGCAGAGCCUGAAAGAAAGAAGAGGACCAUCCCUGUGUUUGUAGCUUCUGGAGAAGCUCAGUUACUCUGCAUCCACCUCAGUCGGUACAGUGGCAAGCACUGAAAAACAGGCAGGGAAGGAGGUGGCUGUUACUAGAAAAGAAAUACAGGUUGGAGAGGGGGGGGGCAGGCAGGCAGAGAAAUAAAAGGAGAGAGCAGGUGUCGGAAAUCCUCCCCUUCAUCUGCUUGUCAUUUACUCCUUUAUGUUCUCUCGUUGUCUGGUGAGGUGAUUGGUUUUCUGAUGCCGGUGUUCCUCUGCUCGUAGGCCCUCCGCAGAGCCGAGGAAAACAAGAGGUGGGCUCACAGAGGAAACCAGAAAGAAACAAUGUUAAAGGAAAGGUGGAGCCCCAUUUUGAUUGACUAAUUUUUUACCCAUUCCUUUUCUUAUUUGUCAGGAUGGCUCAUAUUUCCCCCCCAGUUUUUUCUUGAAAUAAGAGAAAGAAGGAAGACAAACAUCAGCCCAGUCAGUCCCUCAUUGUCUUUGUACAGAGAAUUGAACCUCUCCUUUUAUCAGUUGUUGAUUUUUCUUGCCUUGUUCUAAAAGGAUUAUUUUCUCCAUCUAAACACUAAAAUCCUCUAGAUUCCCACACAAUGUCCUCAUGCCCAAUGUGAACCCCUCUGACUCUCCCACGGCGCCCACCCCUUGGCUGAAGUGUUAAAAUCCUGUGGUCUCCGAUCUCAGCGCCUGUGUUGACUCACUACUCCAGCGAAAAUAUGGCACAACGUUUCUAAUAUCGACUGAUUCAUUCUGUGGUGGUACAGGCAGCCAGCAGACCAUUCUCCAUGAGGAGCAGUAGAAGAUGCCGGCUCUGCCAGCACUGCUGCUGUCAAUACACUUCCUCUUUUUCCUGCUAGUCACCAUGCCACCAAGCUCCCUCAGUCAGAUCCCUCUGCUUUCCUCUGUCCGUAUGGCUGCAAUCCUUGAUGACCAGUCUGUGUGUGGGCGUGGCGAGCGGCUGGCGCUGGCCCUGGCCAGGGAGAACAUCAACAGUGUGAUGGAGGGUCCAGCCCGAGCCCGAGUGGAGGUGGGCAUAUAUGAGCUGCAAAAAGACUCCCAGUACGACACUACUGACACCAUGUGUCAGAUUCUUCCCAAAGGCGUCGUCUCUGUGAUAGGUCCCGCUUCUAGCCCCGCCUCUGGCUCUACUGUCAGUCACAUAUGUGGAGAAAAGGAGAUCCCUCAUGUAAAAAUUGGUCCGGAGGAAACUCCCCGUUUGCCGUACCUGCGCUUUGCCUCUGUCACUUUGUACCCUAGCAACGAGGACCUCAGCCUGGCCAUAGGAGCCAUCUUGCGCUCCUUCAGUUACCCCUCAGCCAGCCUGGUCUGUGCCAAAGCUGAGUGCCUGCUGAGAUUGGAAGAACUGGUGCGUCGCUUUCUCAUCUCCCGGGAGACUCUGUCAGUCAGGAUGCUGGAUGACAACCUGGACCCUACGCCGCUGCUGAAGGAGAUCCGUGAUGACAAAGUGGCCACCAUCAUCAUUGAUGCCAAUGCGUCUGUUUCCUAUCUCAUCCUUAAGAAGGCGUCAGAGCUUGGAAUGACAUCAGCCUUUUACAAGUACAUCCUGACCACCAUGGACUUCCCCCUGCUGAGACUGGAUGAUAUAGUGGAUGAGCAGUCCAACAUUGUGGGUUUCUCCAUGUUUAACACCACUCAUCCCUUCUAUCUGGAGUUCAUCAGGAGCCUCAAUCUCUCUUGGAGGGAGGGCUGUGACCUAACGUACCCCGGACCUGCGCUUUCAUCAGCGCUGAUGUUUGAUGCGGUGCACGUGGUGGUGGGGGCGGUAAGGGAAUUGAACCGCAGUCAGGAAAUCGGAGUGAAGCCACUCAGUUGCACUUCACCUCAGAUCUGGCAACACGGGACCAGUCUCAUGAACUACCUGCGUAUGGUAGAGUAUGAUGGUCUGACAGGGCGUGUGGAGUUCAACAGCAAGGGUCAGCGGACCAACUAUACCCUCCGGAUCCUAGAGAAACACAGAGGAGGCCACAAAGAGAUCGGAAUCUGGUACUCCAACAACACCCUGGUGAUGAACUCAACAAGUCUGGAUAUUAAUGUCUCAGAGACGCUGACAAACAAGACUCUCAUUGUCACCACUAUACUGGAAAACCCGUAUGUGAUGCGUAAAGACAACUACCAGGACUUCCAGGGCAAUGACCAGUAUGAGGGCUUCUGUGUCGACAUGCUGAGGGAGCUGGCAGACAUGUUGAAAUUCUCCUUCAAGAUCAAGCUGGUGGAUGAUGGGUUGUAUGGGGCUCCAGAGCCCAAUGGCUCUUGGACUGGCAUGGUUGGAGAGCUAAUCAACAGGAAAGCGGACCUGGCUGUGGCAGGGUUCACCAUCACAUCGGAGAGAGAGAAAGUUAUCGACUUCUCUAAACCGUUCAUGACCCUGGGCAUCAGCAUCUUGUACAGAGUUCAACUGGGUCGGAAGCCAGGUUACUUCUCCUUCCUUGAUCCCUUCUCUCCAGCUGUCUGGCUCUUCAUGCUGCUGGCCUACCUGGCUGUCAGCUGUGUGCUCUUUCUGGCUGCAAGACUGAGCCCCUAUGAAUGGUACAACCCUCAUCCAUGUCUGCGAGAGCGCAGGGACAUGCUGGAGAACCAGUACACACUGGGAAACAGCCUGUGGUUUCCUGUUGGAGGCUUCAUGCAGCAGGGAUCAGAGAUAAUGCCCCGAGCGCUUUCCACCAGAUGUGUUAGUGGGGUGUGGUGGGCGUUCACCCUGAUCAUCAUCUCCUCCUACACAGCCAAUCUGGCGGCUUUCCUCACCGUCCAGAGGAUGGAGGUUCCCAUCGAGUCCCCAGAUGACUUAGCCGACCAGACCAACAUUGAAUAUGGCACCAUCCACGGGGGCAGCACCAUGACCUUCUUCAUGAACUCUCGUUACCAGACCUAUCAGCGCAUGUGGAACUACAUGAACUCCAAGCAGCCCAGUGUGUUUGUAAAGAGCACAGAGGAGGGCAUUGCCCGUGUGCUCAGCUCUAAGUAUGCCCUUCUGAUGGAGAGCACCAUGAACGAGUACCACCGUGGCCUCAACUGUAAUCUCACACAGAUAGGAGGUCUGCUGGACACCAAAGGCUACGGCAUCGGCAUGCCACUAGGGUCUCCCUUCAGAGACGAGAUCACGCUGGCCAUCCUUCAAAUGCAGGAAAAUAACAGGCUGGAGAUACUGAAGAGAAGGUGGUGGGAGGGAAGCCAAUGCCCCAAAGAAGAGGACCACCGUGCCAAGGGUCUGGGCAUGGAGAACAUUGGCGGCAUCUUCGUGGUGCUGAUCUGUGGCCUCAUCAUUGCUGUGUUUGUGGCCAUCAUGGAGUUUGUGUGGUCGACGCGCCGCUCUGCAGAGACCGAUGAGGUAUGCCCCCAUACCUGCCCUCGUCGAACCCACAGACACACCCCAGUGUCUGUCUGUCAGGAGAUGAUCACAGAGUUCCGAAACACCGUCUCCUGUAAGAAGAACUCACGUAUGCGCCGCCGUCGUCCACUUGGCAGUGCAGUAAACCUGCGCCACCCCACACGCAUAGCUCUGGGGGCAUCUCGGCCCCUGCGCUUGGUCCGGGAGAUGCGCCUGAGCAACGGAAAGCUCUACAGUGGAGCUGGCCCCCUGACUGGUGGAGCAGGAGGCAAAGGGCCUUCAGAUCUGGGCCCUGGACCACAGCGGAUCCUAGAUGAUUCACUGGGAGCCAACACCACUCCUCCUCCACCAGCCCCUACCCCGGUGAUGUUGCCUGCUCGCAGUUGCACUCAUGUGAGGAUCUGCCAAGAGUGCCGCAGGAUCCAGAGCCUGAGAUUAGGCAGCAGUAUAGGAUCAACCUCAACAAGAAUACCACCUUCAUCGGCACCCCUGCCCCGGCUACCCCCACCCCCUCCACCAUCCUCAUCCAACACAGACAGUGAGGGUGGAGGGGGGGCCAGCCCGAGACGACUGCACCACAGCCCCCCACCUCACACUUCCAGACCCAUUCCACCUCCACAGAGCAGCAACACCACAAACCUACUGGGGGACAAGGACUGAGACUGGAGGCAGUGGAGCAAGGUGAGAGGCCUGCAGGGAGCCAGUGAUGUGACAGACGGACAUUUGCUGCUGAAAGAAACACUUCUUGUUUCCACAGGUGAAAUUCAUUGGAGUACAAAACAGGGUGGGGGGGGUGGGGGGACAAAAAACUGUUGAAGUUGGCCAGUUGAGAUCAGCCAAUAGAAAAAGAGAUGACCCUUAAAAGGAGAAUAAACAGGAAAAAUGUAACCCUUUCUCCAGCUGAGCUUGAGGCCUACAGAGAAAAGAACUGGCUGUAAGCACAGUUAAAGAUUAUGUAAUCAACUCAAAAAAAGGGUUCAGUUUGGACAAAUCUGAGCAGAAGUGCACAUGACAGGCUGACGGUUCCCAUUAAAUUCCCUUGUCUCUCCCUACCCCCCUCUUUCUUCACCUUUAGCUUUGAGGGCACUAGUUUUUUUCCACAGACGCUAUCAUGGAAACAAACUACCCCUCUGUUAAAAUGAAGCCUUGUUGGACGACAUACCGUAACUGUAUGUGAUUUUAAAACAUCAACUAAAAUACUUUCAGAGAAUUGUUUCCUUUUUUGGUCCGCUUCUUUACCAAUGUUCUAAGUGGGAAUUGCACAGUUAAUAUGGACUAUGUGUGACAAUACAGUGGAUUAUUACAUGCCAAGAAACUUUGGCUAAUAGUGUAGAGGAGUUUUGUGCCCCUCCCUGUGGCCCACAGUUUGUUUUUGGAUAGUUCACUGACUGGCCACUUUAUUAGGUACCCCUCUA